This is a messenger RNA of Cuculus canorus (common cuckoo), 1978 nucleotides long. RefSeq names its product peptidase inhibitor 16 (gene PI16). Lineage: Eukaryota; Metazoa; Chordata; Aves; Cuculiformes; Cuculidae. Gene Ontology annotation, cellular component: extracellular region. The record is from RefSeq and is a predicted model, not a curated record.
AGGCACAGGGUCUGUCUCGGGGAGUGGACCUUGCACGCUCAUUGGCACCAGCCGUGCUGCUGCUUCUCCAUCAAGGCCGAUAUCUGAGAUGGGUGUGUACCUCGUGGCUCCGAAACUCUGCUCUAAUAAAGAAAUACAUUUCCUCCCCAAUCUUCGAGCUGUUGGGUGUUCCUUUUUGCCUUUGGGAGGUGCUUUAAAUCUGACUGCCAGAGCCGUGGGCUACUAAGAGCAGAAGCUGGCUGCGCGAUGCUGAGCUCAGGUCUCCCUCCUGCUCUCCUGUUGCUCACAGCGCUGGAGCUGAGUUGGUCCCUCAGCGAUGAGGAGAAGAAGAUCAUCUUGGAUGGGCACAAUAAAUACCGCUCCCAGGUCUCUCCUCCUGCCAUGGAUAUGCUGAAGAUGAGCUGGGACACAGAGCUGGAGGCCUUCGCUCAAGCCUACGCAGAGAAGUGCAUCUGGGACCACAACAAGGAGAGGGGACGACGCGGGGAAAACCUCUUUGCUAUGGCCCCGACCCUGGACCUGGAAUUUGCCGUGGAAGACUGGAAUGGGGAGGAGAAAUACUACAACCUGACAACUUCCACGUGUGUCCCCGGGCAGAUGUGUGGCCACUACACCCAGGUUGUCUGGGCAAGCACACAUCAGAUCGGCUGUGGGGCGAAGUUUUGUGAGAAGAUCGACGGAAUCGAAACAGAGGGCAUGUACCUGCUUGUUUGCAACUAUUAUCCCCCGGGCAACAUGAAAGGCCGAAAGCCGUACAAGGAAGGACCUUCAUGUUCACAGUGUCCUGAGGGUAGAGUCUGUGUCAACUCUUUGUGCGAACCCACUGUAGAGGAGACCACUCCAGCCUCUGUGACAACAAAGGCAAGCCCUUCCACCCCAGCCACAGCCACGCCAAAACCCACAGCCAAACCAGAGCCCACAACACCAGUGCCCACCACGGCCAAACCAGAACCCUCAACACCAGUGCCCACCACGGCCAAACCAGAGCCCUCAACACCAGUGCCCACCACGGCCAAACCAGAACCCACAACACCAGUGCCCACCACGGCCAGACCAGAGCCCUCAACACCAGUGCCCACCACGGCCAGACCAGAGCCCUCAACACCAGUGCCCACCACGGCCAGACCAGAGCCCUCAACACCAGUGCCCACCACGGCCAGACCAGAGCCCUCAACACCAGUGCCCACCACGGCCAGACCAGAGCCCUCAACACCAGUGCCCACCACGGCCAAACCAGAGCCCUCAACACCAGUGCCCACCACGGCCAAACCAGAGCCCACAACACCAGUGCCCACCACGGCCAAACCAGAGCCCUCAACACCAGUGCCCACCACGGCCAAACCAGAGCCCUCAACACCAGUGCCCACCACGGCCAAACCAGAGCCCACAACACCAGUGCCCACCACGGCCAAACCAGAGCCCUCAACACCAGUGCCCACCACGGCCAAACCAGAGCCCUCAACACCAGUGCCCACCACGGCCAAGCCAAGACUUCCAGCCACACCCAAACCACCCGCAACAACCACACUCCCAGCCACAACCAAGCCAAAAGCCACAACCACACUCCCAACCACAACCACGGCCGAGCCAAAAUCCAUAACCAUGCUCCCAACUGCAGCCAAGCCACCACCCACGGCCGUGUUCCCAACCACAGCCAAACCCAAACCUGCAACAUUAGCACCCAUUACAACACCAGCCAAGACAAAACCUGUCACCACGCUCCCAACAAGAACUCCAACCAAGCCAAAACCCACAACACCAGUAGCCAGCACCACCAUGGCCAAGCCAAAACACCAUGCCAGCACUCACCACCACUACUGCCAAGCCAAAGCCCACCAUGCCACCCACCACACCAAAACCAAACACAACCGCUACCACUAAGCCAACACCCACCACACCAAAACCCACCACAACCACCACCACGGCCAAGCCAACACCCACCACGCCAAAACCCACCACAAUGGCCAAGCCAACACCC